This is a messenger RNA of Phascolarctos cinereus (koala), 1734 nucleotides long. NCBI's taxonomy places the organism in Eukaryota, Metazoa, Chordata, Mammalia, Diprotodontia, Phascolarctidae. The record is from RefSeq and is a predicted model, not a curated record.
AUGAAGUUCAAUCCAUUCGUGACCUCGGACCGAAGCAAAAACCGCAAGAGACACUUCAGUGUGCCCUCACACAUCCAGCGCAAGAUCACGUUGUGCCCGCUCUCCAAGGAGCUGAGGCAGAAGUACAACAUCUGCUCAAUGCCCAUCUGGAAGGACGACGAGGUCCAGGUGGUUCGGACACACUACAAAGGUCAGCAAAUUGGCAUGGUAGUUCAGGUUUACAGAAAGAAAUACAUCAUCUACAUUGAGUGUGUGCAGAAUGAAAAAGCUAAAGGCACAACUGUCCAUGUGGGCAUUCACCCUAGUAAGGUAGUUAUCACCAGACUAAAACUGGAUAAAGAUCGCAAAACAAUUCUUGAGCAUAAAGCCAAAUCCUGACAAGUCGGAAAUAAGGGCAAAUAUAAAGAAGAAACCAUCGAAAAGAUGCAAGAAUAAAAUGGUCUGUUAUAUGAUGGUAAUUAAAAGUUACAAUUAAAAAAAAGUCAGGCAGUAAGAGAGCAUCUUCUAACCACCACCCCCACCCCGCCCCAAGGAAAGUAUCCAGAAGAAGGGGGACAAGAAAGGUCAAGAAAGGAUGAGGACCAGAAAAGGCCUAUCUGCAGUAUUUGACACUAUUAAUACUACUAGCACCCUUCUGCACACUCUUCUUCUGGGGGUUUCUAUAUGCUGCCCUGUUAUCAUUCUCUUACUACCUUCCUAAAAAAAUUACUGGUAACCACGAUGUUUCAAUGACUGGCAGAGAGUUAAGCCACAAGGGGUUGAAAAGUGAGUGGGAGGUGAGAAAGUGGAAUCUAGUAGAGAUAGCUUUUUUUCCCUAAGAGUUUGACUGUGAAAGGGAAGAGAGACAUGGUGAUAGCUGAAGAAUGGUAGGGUCCAGGGAAAGGGCUGUUUUGUUUUGGGUUGGUUUGUUUGUUUUUUUAAGCUGGGAGAGAGCUGGGCAUGUUUGUCGUCAGCAGAUAAAAAAGGUUGAAAAUUAGGAAGAGAGAGGAUAUCUAGAUGAUCCAAAUUGAAGACCCUUGGGCCAACAGGAUCAGUUUUCCUCAUCCGAAAAAAUCAGAGGAGUGUCUAUUAUCACAAGAUUUAGGCCCUAGCAGUUUUAAAUCCUAUGAUUCCAUAAUUAGAAACCGGCCCAGUCUUGAGCAAGAGGAAGGAAGGGGAGGGAAGAUCCGAGCUUAUAUUCGAGAAGAUAUUCACAACUGUGGGGCGUUUGGGGGGGGGGUGUUAAUAAAAGGUAGGAAGAAGGGAGACUGGGGAAAUUCCCAUGCUCCAAGAUUCUUCCCUCGGAACUGCCUGGCGUGGGGGACAGGGAGACCGAGCACAAGGGAUCGGUGACUUUCAGGGUCCCUGUAAGUGCCAUCAGAAGAACAGCACAAGGUGUGGAGAGGCUCGCUGCGCGCUUGUCCUAGCUAGCAUCCAUGCUUUGGAUCCCUCCAGUCCAGUCUCCACCCUCCAGGACACCGCCCCAAGUUGCUCAGCCUCGGGGACCCCGAGAGGCGGAGUCACCAAGGCGAGGUGACCCAGACUGACAGCUCCUCUUCAGCUCCGGAGCGCUGAAAAAAAUUUUUAAAAACCGGAGAUCCAUAACACUCUCCGUUUAAAUAGGCAGGGGGCGUGGCUAGGGGGGAGGAGGUAGAGCCUGGAACCCGGAGAGGCGUGGCUCGAGACGGCUGGAAUGUUGUUGGGUCCUCGCACCGCAUAGUAAAGCAGGGCCACGCCCUCUUUCUCCAGCCUGGC